GCCAAAUGCACCCAAACACUUAGUAAUUUUUCUUUUCCUUAUCACCAAAUCACACUCACCUUUGAAUACCCUCACUUUCGCCAUCUUAUCAGAAAAAAGUUUCGCCCCUCACCUUCGCAAAUCACCUUCGAAUUAAUUCUUUAAAACCCUAACCCUAACACACCCACACACUCACACUCAUUCUCACCAUCACUCACCACCCGCACCACGCCCCUUUUCACACACACACACACCCAGAUCCGAGAGAAAGAGUGAACCAGAGGGAGGAGAAGAGGAGACAGAGAUGAGAGAGCGCGAUCGAGAGAAUAGAGAGUGAGAGGGGGUCACCGCCGCAACAUCGCUGCAGCCGCCGCCAUUGCCGUCACGGAGCAGGGAGCCCGGAGGGGAGAGAGAGACGAUUUGCAUACGAGAUGGAGAGAGAGGAUGAAGAUGCGACGCAAGAGAGGAGGCUGUUCCGCCGUGCACUGUUGUCGCUCCUGGGGUCGAUUGAAGCCGCCGCCGCAGCUAGGGCUUGCCGUGCUCCUGGGGUCGAUCUCUGCGCUUCUCAUCAUUGUCUCUGUGCUCACGUCGUUGAUUAGGGAGCUCGAAGAGUUAGGUGUGACACUUCCAAAGGAUGCAUUCGAACUGAUUUUUGUUUUCCUCCAAGAGUGGGACAAACUCCACUUUUCCCCAAAAUUUCAGCCACGAGGCUGCUGGGCAUGUAAUUUUGAAUCUUCGCAAAUAGACAUUCUGCACAUAGGAAGCUGCAAUACAUAUCAAAGUUAGAGAGAAGUGUAACUUCAUUUCAGGUUAGUUAUUUAUUGCGGCACAUAAUUUAGCAAUAACUUGCACCAAUUUGUAAUUUAGAUAUUACUUGCCCUGUUUCUUUUUUUUCCACAGCUUCCUCACACACGCCCUUCCCCUAACUUGACUAUUAUACCCUAAUCUCAAUUCGUAAUUUAGUAAUACUAUAAUCAUCAUGACUUAAUAUCAUAGGCCCAAAUGG
This is a messenger RNA of Arachis ipaensis, 985 nucleotides long. The record is from RefSeq and is a predicted model, not a curated record. Lineage: Eukaryota; Viridiplantae; Streptophyta; Magnoliopsida; Fabales; Fabaceae.